Molecule: messenger RNA, 2593 nt
Organism: Xyrauchen texanus (razorback sucker)
Lineage: Eukaryota; Metazoa; Chordata; Actinopteri; Cypriniformes; Catostomidae
Gene: prr11
Product: proline rich 11
Exons: 10
Coding region: 44-1033 (329 amino acids)
Cellular component (GO): nucleus; cytoplasm
Source: RefSeq, a predicted model, not a curated record
UCAAAAUCAGGCACACUGCACACAGCUGUCAGCAGCUGCUGAUAUGGCUGGAUUCAAGGGCCUGAGCAGAUUGUUUCAGCGGCGGAGGAAGAGAAAUGGCAGCAGUCGACGUUUUGCCAUAAAGAGUAAGCAGCCAGAUGGGUUUCCUGCCACCCUAACGGCUCCUGCUCCAAACAACAACACAAAGGUGGAGACAAAGGAGGAGACCAGUGUUCAAGCUACUAAACUGUCUAGAAGAGUUGGAGCUCUGUUUUUUGCAGUUGGAGGAAUUAUGCAAAAAUGCAUCAAGACAAUUUAUCGAACCUGUUCGGGAUUUCUAAAUGUCUGUCUUUUCUGGAGAGGCUAUGCAGAUCGUGUGGAGUCCCUUCAUCAAAAAGUAGAUGAGCUACAAAGGGAAAUAGCACUAUUGCAUUCAGCUCUGAAGCUGUCUCGAGAAGCCAAAACUGCGGGUGCUAAUAGUGAUUUACUUAAUGGUAUUAACCUGUCUACACCUCGUCUACCUGUCUCACUUCCUCCUCCACCUCCUCCUCUACCACCACCACCACCACCUCCUCCUCCUCCUCCACUUCCAUCAAAACUUGCUGUUCCAAAACUGGUCGUAUUCCCCAUCAAGACUGCUCAAACCACGCUUCUGAAAGAGAAGAGAGAUGGCCCUGUUGCAGUUACGCUCCAUGAUCUUCAGGCAGUACGGCUUAGAAGGGUGUCUGUAAGCCAUAAAACUCUGGUGUCUCCAGACAGAAAAAGAUCUCCUUUGGUCACACUCGCAGACUUGCAGAAAGUCCGUUUACGACGUUCUCAUUCUGAACUCCCAUUAAAGUUCAGGUCAAGCCUCGGCAGGACACCAACCAAAAGUCCAAUGAAUCUUCGGGUACCACUUCGAAAAGUCAUGAACAGGAGUCCUGGUGGUACACCAUUGUUUAACAAAGAGAAUGAGAAGAUGGAUUCAAGCCUUGGUCCAAGAAUGACCAAAGCUUUUGGAAACAAUCACAUGAAUGCUUUAACAAAAGGACUAUCACCAAUCAAGGCUGUCUAAGCAAAUAAAUUUGUCCUUUUUUACAUUUUAUUGUUACUGCACAAUGCAUUGCCUUUUGGUAAAACAAUAACAAAGUGUUUGUUUUGUUUUUUUAUAUGUUUGUUUUUAACACGUUGACUGUGAUGUACUUGCCUAAUUGUUUCCACUGAUUUUCAUGCUGUCAUCACUAAUGUUGUAUUUUAUGUGACAUGACAGUGUGAUAUGUUACUAAUUGCUGCUUGUGAAAUUUGCCUCUUGCUCCUUUAAAGGUCAUCAUCCACUUUGUAAGGCUUUUUGUUUUUUUCAGAUAAAGUAGAACAACUGCAUACUGUAUGAAAGCCUGUUGCACAUCAUGUUGUUAGAUAUGGCUUGUCAAGGUAUGGUAUAAUUAGUAGAAGCACACAAUAUGAUGCUCAGAGUCAUUGUAACAGAAUAUGAUAUAACUCUGUAAAAUAUAUAACUUAAUACUGUGUGUUGAAGCUUGCACAGAGGUGAUGCAGUCCGGUUGAUCUAUAAAUGCAGUACACCGGUGGUGUCUUAUGUACACAGAAAAACUUGAAGCCCAGUAACUUUGUAAGAUUCAGGAUGCCGUCAUGUUUUUUAUUUGUGUCUUUUUUUUACGUUUACAGGUGGGGUUGGGCUGUGACACCAAAUUGUUUAAUUAUAUUUUACCAUGUCUCACUUUUUUUUAGGGUCUUUUGCAAUAUUUUCUAAAGCCAUUUUUUAUUUGGAUUCCAAACAUAUUAUUGUAAUGAAACAAAUGCAAAAUGUUUAAUAAAUAUUGGAACAAUAUCUAUUUGAAUAAAUAUAGGACAAGCAUUGUAGAAGCACAUAAUACUUCAAUAGUAGUAUAAACAUAGGUUAUAAAGUUAAUCCCUUCAAAAAAAAAAUUUUCCCCCUUAAAGGUGCACUCAGUAACUUUUUGUUACUUUUGUGUCAUUUUGGAUUUACAGUGACACUUUGUGGUGUGGAUGCAGCAUCAUUCAAAAUCAAGUUUUUAGUUACAAAUGCCAUAGUUGAAAUUCACAAUCAGCCAUGAUUAAUUUUAAACCAAGAGUGAAAGUGUCCAAUAACAAGACAGUUACUGAGAUUAAGAGUAGUAUUCAGCUUAAUGUGGUUUUUAAAAUGGCAGCUCCCAUGAGGGCCCUUCCAUAUGUGGAAUAAAACCGCUUUUAUAAGGUUACUGAUAUGACUAUGGAUAUGAGUCCUCAUCUCACGUGAGUGGUCAUGAUUUUAUACAUGUUUCAAAAUUACAAUUAGUAAUUGUAAUCAGUUAAAAAAAAAAUGUUUUGUGGCAUGACAGAUUUUGUGCAAUGUUUAAAAACAAUAGCAAUUGUGAAGUAUUAAUUAAAGGUUAUGUUUCAUAGAAGAAGAUUCUUUUUUUGGGGAAUUCAGUGUACAAAAAUCUGUUUCUCACCCACACCUAUCCUAUUGCUUCUGAGGACAUGGAUUUAACCACUGGAGUCAUAUGGAUUGCUUUUUUAUUUUGGUUACAUUCACUGCCGUUGAAUGUUGGAGUUGAAAUGUUCUUCUGAAAAUCUUCGUUUGUGUUCUGCAAAAGAAUAAAAGUCAUACACAUGA